Molecule: messenger RNA, 524 nt
Organism: Armigeres subalbatus
Lineage: Eukaryota; Metazoa; Arthropoda; Insecta; Diptera; Culicidae
Exons: 2
Coding region: 145-477 (110 amino acids)
Biological process (GO): transcription initiation at RNA polymerase III promoter; transcription by RNA polymerase II
Cellular component (GO): nucleus
Source: RefSeq, a predicted model, not a curated record
AGGAGUGUUUGUUUUCCUGCUUCACUCACACAUUCCGAUCCGACGUAAGAAUGUCAAUUAUUAUUUAAUAAUAUUUUCAAACAAACUAAAAUGGUUCAAGUUUCGUGUUAUUUCGCAAAUAAAAGAACGAAAUAAAAUAUAAGAAUGGCCGACAGCCAAUCUCGUGUUGGGAAAAAUGAACUGAGCGCAUUACUUAAGGAGCAACGCCAACUAAAAGCGGCUGAAACGAAGCUAAAGUCAAUGAUCGACAAAAUCAAUGGCCAUCUGAAUCAGUUGUUGGUGGAGGAACUGCAGCUCAAAUCAAGAGAACUGGGCCAUGAAUAUCCUUCGAGUAAUAGCCAGCCCAGCGUAAAUAGCAUCAAGACUGAAUCGAUCGUUCUUCCUUCCGAACAAAUUAAUCAGCAGGAAUUAAACCUGAAUAUUCAACAUACCAAACUAAUGAAAUCCCUCGAAGAAAGCGAAGAAGAGGAUGAGUAAGGAUGAUGAUAUAAAAAGUAAAAAUUAAUAAACAACGUACGAAUGUA